This is a messenger RNA of Bombina bombina (fire-bellied toad), 3693 nucleotides long. It is a transcript of the gene OSBP, whose product is annotated as oxysterol binding protein. The record is from RefSeq and is a predicted model, not a curated record. Gene Ontology annotation, molecular function: sterol binding. The transcript has 14 exons. NCBI's taxonomy places the organism in Eukaryota, Metazoa, Chordata, Amphibia, Anura, Bombinatoridae. Gene Ontology annotation, cellular component: membrane; cytosol; intracellular membrane-bounded organelle. Bases 84 to 2438 code for a protein of 784 amino acids.
CUCUAGGACGCACACUCUCCGCCCAUGACGUGUCUUCUGGUUCCGGUACCCCGGUUCCGGCUCGUCAACUUCGGUAUUUUCUGAUGGCGGAGGUCCGUGCGGGUCCCGCCGCUUCCGGUCCCGCUCCGGGUUCCGGUUCCGGUUCGGUAUCCCCUUCCUUGUCUCCACCACCUCCUGCCGGUCCGGUAUCUGGUACCGCGCCACCUCUUCCACCUGCUCCUCCACCUCCCAGUACCGGGCCCGCACCACCUAGAGAAAGCUCCAGCAGUUCAUCAGGGUCUGCAUCAGGUUCGGCCCGGGAGGGCUGGCUGUUUAAAUGGACCAAUUACAUAAAGGGAUACCAGAGACGAUGGUUCGUUCUGAGCAACGGGCUGCUGUCAUACUACCGGUCAAAAGCAGAGAUGAGGCACACAUGCCGUGGUACAAUAAAUCUUGCUACAGCUAACAUCUCUGUGGAAGACUCAUGUAAUUUUGUGAUUUCUAAUGGAGGCGCUCAGACAUAUCACCUGAAAGCAAACUCUGAAGUGGAGCGUCAGCGUUGGAUCACAGCACUAGAGCUUGCCAAGGCCAGAGCCGUGAAGAUGCAGGCAGAGUCAGAUGAUUCCGGGGAUGAGGACGCAUCUUCUCAGACGGAUAAGGCAGAGAUUCACAGCACACUCAGAGCUCUUUCUGGAAAAGUGGAAGACCUGGGCACUUGUAAUGACCUGAUUGCUAAACAUGGAACUGCACUUCAAAGGUCACUGAGUGAGUUGGAGACCCUUCGUCUUCCCCAGGACAGCUCAGAUAAGAUCAAGCAAGUCAAUGAGAGAGCUACACUCUUCAGGAUCACCUCCAAUGCCAUGAUAAACGCCUGUCGAGACUUCAUGUCUCUUGCAGAGAGUCAUAGUAAGAGAUGGCAAAGAGCACUACAGUAUGAGCGUGACCAGAGACUACGACUGGAAGAGACUCUAGAACAACUGGCAAAACAACACAACCACCUAGAGCGGGCAUUCCGCGGAGCCACCGUUUUGCCAGCAGAAACCCGUGCUGGUGGCCAUAAAGAUAUCUGUGCAUCUGGGAAAGGGGAUCUUAGUGAUGAGGACGAUGAGAAUGAAUUCUUUGAUGCGCCUGAAAUUAUCAGUAGCCCCUCCCAAGAUGGUCUUGGACACAAGCGUUCAGGCAGCAACAUCAGUGCAGCUAGCUGUGAUACAAUCUUAGAGGAACAUAUGCGGCCUCAUUCCGAAGAUCAGAAAAAGGAGAGACGCACACGUAUCCCGUAUAAACCGAACUACAGCCUUAAUCUUUGGAGUGUCAUGAAGAACUGUAUUGGGAAAGAGUUGAGCAAGAUCCCCAUGCCUGUGAAUUUUAAUGAGCCACUUUCCAUGCUCCAACGUCUGACAGAAGAUCUAGAGUAUCACACCCUGCUGGAUCGGGGUGCUCAGUGUGAGAAUGCCCUUGAGCAGCUUUGUCUAGUGGCUGCCUUCACUGUCUCGUCUUACUCCACCACAGUCUUCCGCACCAGCAAACCCUUCAACCCUCUUUUGGGAGAAACAUUUGAGUUGGACAGAAUGGAAGAGAGUGGUUAUCGAUCACUUUGUGAGCAGGUUAGUCAUCAUCCCCCAGCGGCUGCACAUCAUGCUGAUUCUCGUAAUGGCUGGACCCUCCGGCAAGAGAUAAAAAUCACCAGCAAGUUCAGGGGAAAAUACCUCUCCAUCAUGCCAUUGGGCAUCAUACACUGUAUAUUUAAUAACUCUGGGAAUCAUUACACAUGGAAAAAAGUGACCACAACCGUUCACAAUAUCAUUGUGGGCAAACUGUGGAUUGACCAGUCAGGUGAGAUUGAGAUUGUUAAUCACAAAACAGGAGAUAAGUGUAAACUCAAGUUUGCUCCAUACAGUUAUUUUUCUCGAGAUGUAGCCCGCAAGGUGACCGGGGAAGUCAUGGAUGCAUCUGGUCGUGUACAUUAUAACCUCAUGGGUACCUGGGAUGAAAGGAUGGAAUGUGCCCCUAUGUCUCUUUUGGGAAGUAACUCUGAGAAUGGAGGAGAGAGGGUCCCAGAGAGCAGGACACUCCUUUGGAGAAGGAACCCUUUACCUAAGAAUGCUGAGUAUAUGUACUACUUCUCUGAACUGGCGCUUUCCCUGAAUGCCCUUGAGGAAGGUGUUGCACCCACAGACAGCCGACUUAGGCCAGACCAAAGGCUGAUGGAAAAUGGGAAUUGGGAUGAGGCCAAUGCUGAGAAACAAAGACUUGAGGAAAAACAGAGAAGCACAAGACGAAGAAGAGAGGCUGAGAGAGAGAAAGCGGGGGAGGAGGGCUCCCCAGUCGACCCGUAUAAACCUAUGUGGUUUGACAGGAAAAUGGAUCCAGUAAGCAAAGAGAUCACACACGUUUAUCGAGGCACAUACUGGGACUGUAAGGAGAAGCAGGAUUGGUCAAACUGCCCUGAUAUCUUCUAAGGGGAACAAGGGAAGGGGCUGUUCCUGUCCCCCCUACCGAUCCCUUCUCAUCCAUCCUAUCCUGAUCCUAAUCCUUCAUCUUCAGCGAUGCCUUAUGGUUCUUAAUCUUGCUCCCUCCAAUCAGAGCAAUGUUCUGCAGGUCUCUGGUUAGAGAAUAAUUAGGUGGUGAUUUGGCAGGGCAAUUUUUUUAAAAUAAAAUUUAGAUCUGUACUGCACACAUUGACAGUGUCCACUAGGUGUUACUACCCUAUGUUGGAUUUUUCCUUACAAUAUAAACCUGUAAUCGGCAGGUAUUUGUCAUUAAUACCAAUACCUCUAUUCUCUAUAGAAGUGUUUAAGUCCCGACCUUAGAGGCUUUAAAUCUAUUAAAGCCACGGACUAAUCAGGAGAAAAUGUUUUUGCACAAUUAUUUACAGUGUUAUUGUUUUUAAAAUUCUUGUAUAUUUUUUCAAUCCCAAUUCAUCCUAUUUUUUAAAAAAAAAUAAUAUAAAUAUAAAGUGUUCUUAAAGUUAUUGCAAAGGAGUGUGAUUCUUUAAUUUCAAAGACAUGAUGCAUAGGAGCUGUGGAGCAAAAUCAUUUAAGAUCCACUAACUGUUCAGAUAUAACCGUACAUGUUUGAGCAUUAAGUUAAUCAUAAUCAUAAAAUCACUGUGUCACCAACCUUUGCAUAAGCAGGGAUAUCCUUAAAAUUAAACUGGCUACAGGUCUUUGGGGACUGACAAACACUACUGUAGAGGAGAGAAAUUAAUUUGUUCAUUUCUCCUUUUUUUUUCCUUUUUGUGUUUUUCUUUUUUUUUUUUCUUUAAAGCCUUGGAGACCUGCAGAGCACUGGUCUUGCAAACUCUCCCCAGACUCUAAACCAUCUCAUAGCCCCCACUCUGUGCACUCUGGUAGUGGGGGUGCCGUCUGCCUUAUGUUUGAGUUAAUUUCUGUGUUUUGGGGUUUGUUGUGUGAAUAUAUUUUUAUCUUUUUUUUUUUUGUUUGUUUAUUUGUUAGGUAGGGGGGAAUUUUUUAUUUUGUGUGUGGGAGAAUUUUGGUAUGGGUGACAUUUUUCCGAACCCUUGGUAUGAUUUUGGGUUUACAAUUGAGGGUUUGCUCUGCCAGUCCGGCCCCAUAUAUAAAUAUUUAUAUAUAUAUGUAUAUUUUUCAUUCUCUUCACAUCAAUCUGCCUCUCAAUACCCCUCUUUUUUUUUCUCUGGCGUUUAUCUCCCUCUCUGCAAAAAUCUAAAUUAAAUAAAGAUCAGAUAACACCUUG